GAUACCCUCACACACAAAGAAGACCAAUAAGAACAAUGUUGUCUGGUUUGGAGCUGCAAAUAAUCAUCUUCCUUUUUUUUUUAGAUAUUUGAAACUGGAGCAUUCUUCAAGACUUUGUGAGCAUUAUUCACACUAACAAAUUGAUGGAAUUUGAAACAACAGCAGUACUUGGAAGUUAUUAAUUGGAUUCUACAUCACCGUGGCGACUGUAGCCAGGAUCUAAAUCACUUAUUGCCGUGGUAGCAGGACUGUUGUAGGCUGAGGGGACCAUGCUGUACUUCCAGGUGGUGAUCCUGGCCGCUGCAGCCAUGCUGGCGUACUACUUUGAGUUCACCGGCACCUUCAGCCCCGCACUGCAGGGCUUCAUCUGCAGGGACCCCGGCCUCACUAAACCAGACCCCGGCCCUGAACAGGACAGCCGCCUGCAGCCCGUCAUACUGUUCUCUGUAGUGGGGGGGCUGCCUGUGGUACUGAUUUCAGGGGUUGAGCUUGUUAUCUUCCUCCUUCAUUACAACUCAGACAACCUGUACGACCAGGACAAGGUUGUUGUCAUGGGUGACUGUUGCUACGUGAACCCUAUGGUGCGCAGGACCUUCCGUUUCCUUGGUGUGUAUGUUUUUGGUCUGUUUACAACAGACAUCUUUGUCAGUGCAGGUCAACUGGUCACAGGAAGUCUUGCUCCUUACUUCCUGUCCGUCUGCAAGCCCAAUUACACUGUCCUCGGCUGCCUGGACACGGCUAAUUUUGUCAGCCAAUCAGAUGCUUGUGCUGGUGACCCUGAUGACAUCAUGAGAGCCAGGAAGACUUUCCCCUCCAAAGAGGCGGCCCUGAGUGUGUAUACAGCUGUGUACCUGGCAAUGUACGUCAUGUCCUGUGUGGGAUCCAGUGGAGGUCGUCUGAUGGGCCCCCUCCUCAGCCUCUCACUGGUCAGUGCGGCUGUGCUCACAGGCAUCAAUAGAGUGGCCGAGUACCGAAACCACUGGAGUGAUGUCAUCGCAGGACAAGCCAUCGGGGGCGCUAUCGCUGUCUUUCUGGUGGUGUUUGUGGUUCAGUAUUUUAAAAAGAGACUUGUGGUUUCUCACAGCCCCUCAGACUCAGGCACAGCUGACACCGAUGAGGCCUCACAUCAGACCAAUCACUGCAUGGACGUCAGUGACAAAUACACAGUUCCUGAGAGCCCAGGACCCUGCACAGAAGUCACAUGACUAUGACCCCCCUUCCUCCUGCCCAGGGGGAAAUGGAAGUCACCUGUUCUACGUCACACUUGGGCCUUAAUAUUUCUAAGAUGCUUGUUGCAGCAUUUAAACUAUCACUGGUUACCAUCUUAAUAUUACAUGAUAUGAUGUGAUUUUCCAUAUUGUGCUGCCAAGUUUUGUUUGUUUGUGAAUAUCUGCUUUAUUUUAUUUUCUGUUUUAGAAAAACAGGAAGAGGGAGCUUCUCUCCCAGAGUGAAAUCUGGCAGACAACAAAUCAGAUAAUCACGAUUUUGUUAUCACCCCUGACACUAGGGACAGACAGAUCCUGCUAUUUCAGAUAUAUGAUACAUUGGAGCUUUAUUUUGAAUGAUGUUGCAUGUAGCAUCUUAAUCCUGAGGUAACAAACAUAUACUUUGCAAACAAUGUCUAAUGCAGGGUUGUUAAAAAUGAGGCCCACCGGCAAAAGUUAGCCUGAUACAUGUUUUUAGCAGUAAAUAUAAUAUAAAUAGCUUUAUACACAGUUUUUUGUGAAGUAAAAUGCAUUUUCUUUAAUGUAGGAUCACUUAUUAUCAAUUAGUGUUUCACAAUCUGAGAAUCUUGGAAUUUAUGUAUCAUUUUUCAUCUAAACAAAACAAUAGGUGUCUGUUUCUGGCCCAACAUUAAGUUUCAGAUGUGGCCCUCCAAGGGGAAAGAUUUAUCACCUCUGGUUUUAUUCAGUAAAACAGUGGACUAUGAAGUCAUAUUAGUGACUAUAUACUGUCGUAAUCAAUCAAGUAAUAGGGUUAUUAAAGGGAAAAACCAUGAAAUAAAGUUAGUGAUUUCAUGUCGGUUAUAAAGGGACAAAGCAAAGUUCAACUCUUGUUCUGACAACGAGAACAUCUUUAAAACAGGAUGCUCUGCUGUCAUCUGAACAUGAUGAUGACGUAAUUUCGUAGAAACAUUUCAGACAUUUUUGGUGUUAUAAAGCUUUGUAUGUACUGUAGCUUGCAUGCAUUUAUAGUUUGUUCAAUAGUAAAAAAUGUCCUUAAUUACUUCCUUCACUUUCUUCUGCUGUGUUCCUGCACUAUGUGAUUUGUCUUCCCGUUACCACUGUUGAAUAUGCUUUAAAGGUCCCCUAUUAUACUAUUUUUCAACAGUAUUUUACAGGUCUCAGAUUUAGAACAUGUCUCUGAUUUGCUGAAACACCAAACAGAUGGUUGUCCCAUAAACCCCUCUGUUUCAGCCGUGUUCCUGAAGUGCUGAUUCUGUGUCUGUAGCUUUAAAUGCUAAUGAGCUGCUGCUGGCCACGCCCCUCUGAGAAGUGAUUAGUUAAAAAACACAAUGGUGCUCUAGGAGGAGAUUCAGGUGAUAAAGUGGACAGGGUUACCUUGGUUGGUUAUUGGCUAAUGGUUGCACAACCCUAAAAAAACAUUGUGACAUCACAAAGUGGCCAAGAUCUAAUCAACUGAUUUUCAGACAGGUUUUUAUAGAGAUGGAUCAGGAUAAAAACAGAGGGGGUCUUUGUUCCUGAAACUUUCUGAAUGUAUAAACACAGAGGGGACACGUAUUUAUGUUUAAAAGACAGGAAAAAGUGGACUUUGUAUAAUAGGGGACCUUUAAAGUACAGUGUUGUGUAUCACUCACACUCACAGGCCAGUUAAGAGAUUAUUUGUUUUGUGUGUAAUUCCUAUCCCUCUAUUCUAAAGAUUAUUUCUCAGAUGUUACUGAAUAAUGCUGGCUUCAUCAGCUAUUAUGAAGUGUUAUAUACUGUAAUGUGCUUACUUAUUUUGUCCUGGUAAAAUUAACUCUUUCUCAGAGCGGUAGUGGUAUAUGUACAGUCAUGUAUUUAGGGUCACAGUGAAGUUGUGCCAUGUAGCGAUAUUGAUUGGUUUAUAUGUAUGUAAAGCCGCAGACUUCAGCAUUAUCACUUUCUCUUGUUUUAUUAUUUAUGGACAUGCGUUUGAAUUGAAACGUUUUUGUUUUAAAUUAUUGUAUUCUAUAAACUACUGAGAACAUUUAUUCGUGUUUGAAUUCAACAGACACUGGAAUGGCUGCCAUACAUGUAGAGGUAAAGAUUUAAGAAUAAUUUGGAGUGGUCUCUUAAUUUUUUCCAGAGCUGUAUGUGAUUUCAAACAGAUUUUCUCACUUCCUAUUCCCGUAUUAUUAUAGUAUUCAGUAAAAUAAGUGUACAGUGUCAGUCCAGUGACAUCAGAUAUGUUUGUGUGAUGUUCAUGUGUAAGGAAGUUAAGGGCCCAGCUGCCCUGGCCUGUAUGCUGGAGUAAGGAGGUGUGUGUUUGUGUGUGUAGGAGGUUAAUGCAAGGACAGACCCGUGGAGGCUGAUAGGUGCAUGGAAAGGGGGUCCCGAAACUAAAAGUGGUUGGAGUAGCUACGAGAGUUUUGGCACAAAUAUUAGAAAAAAAACAGUCAACAGAAAAUCAAGCCAACUUUUUAUUUAAUAGUCUUUUAUUUUCAUCUCUAUCUCUACUGCCCUCCUUUGCUGUAACAAUACUAUAAUAAAAGAUUCUGAUUCCAA
Eleginops maclovinus (Patagonian blennie) is the source of this 3707-nucleotide messenger RNA. Its product is annotated as phospholipid phosphatase-related protein type 5-like. Gene Ontology annotation, molecular function: phosphatidate phosphatase activity. Gene Ontology annotation, biological process: phospholipid dephosphorylation; phospholipid metabolic process; signal transduction. NCBI's taxonomy places the organism in Eukaryota, Metazoa, Chordata, Actinopteri, Perciformes, Eleginopidae. The transcript is spliced from 6 exons. The record is from RefSeq and is a predicted model, not a curated record. Gene Ontology annotation, cellular component: plasma membrane. Bases 270 to 1205 code for a protein of 311 amino acids.